CUGGGGAAAGGCGAGAUGUGUCCACGUGGAGGCAGUAGUAAGUCAGGCCUAUCUUGACCGCUUGGCUCCAGGGAGAUCUGCUGUGUGUGUCUGCCCAGAUCGAAGAUGGCGGUGUCGGUGUUCCCAGGCGUGCGCCUGCUCUCCAUCGGAGACGCCAACGGAGACAUACAGAGACAUUCAGAGCAGCAGCCUCUGCGGCUAGAAAUCAAGAUCAACCAGGACGUGGCUCUCAUAAGCCUCUCGAACAAUGAGGAGACGUGCGUCUUUAAGUGUUCAGUAUCACGAGAGACUGAAUGCAGUCGUGUUGGGAAGCAGUCCUUCAUCAUUACUCUGGGCUGUAACAGUGUCCUCCUGCAGUUUGCAUCUCCAGGAGAUUUCUCGUCAUUCUAUAACCUCCUGAAGAACUGUCGUGGACACGGGGGUGAACACUCGGUCUUCAGUGAGAGGACGGAGGAGUCCUCAGCUGUACAGUAUUUCCAGUUUUAUGGCUACCUCUCUCAACAACAAAACAUGAUGCAGGAUUACGUGCGAACUGGAACAUAUCAACGGGCCAUCCUCCAGAAUCACACUGACUUCAAGGAUAAAGUGGUGCUGGAUGUAGGCUGUGGCUCUGGGAUUCUGUCAUUUUUCGCAGCUCAGGCUGGUGCUCGUAAAGUGUAUGCUGUGGAGGCCAGUACCAUGGCUCAACAUGCAGAGGUUCUUGUGAACAGUAACAGGCUGUCAGAGCGUGUUGUGGUGAUUCCUGGGAAAGUGGAGGAGGUGUCUCUACCUGAGCAGGUGGACAUAAUCAUCUCUGAACCCAUGGGUUACAUGCUGUUCAACGAAAGGAUGCUGGAGAGCUACCUGCAUGCCAAAAAGUACCUCAAGCCCAACGGCAAAAUGUUUCCCACAAUCGGAGACGUGCACCUCGCCCCUUUCACAGACGAGCAGCUUUAUAUGGAGCAGUUUACAAAGGCCAAUUUCUGGUACCAGCCGUCUUUCCAUGGGGUGGAUCUGUCUGCGCUGAGAGGAGCUGCAGUAGACGAAUACUUCAGACAGCCGAUUGUGGAUACGUUUGAUAUCAGGAUCCUGAUGGCCAAAUCAGUGAAGUAUACAGUGAACUUUUUAGAAGCUAAAGAAGAGGAUCUUUACAAGAUAGAGAUCCCCUUCAAAUUCCACAUGAUGCACUCAGGGCUUGUUCAUGGGCUGGCUUUUUGGUUUGAUGUCGCAUUCAUUGGAUCAGUGAUGACGGUGUGGCUCUCCACAGCCCCCACAGAGCCCCUCACUCACUGGUACCAGGUGCGCUGUCUGCUGCAGUCCCCUCUCUUUGCCAAGGCAGGGGACACCAUGUCAGGCACUGCACAUUUAAUCGCCAACAAGAGACAAAGCUAUGACAUUAGUAUUGUUGCUCAAGUGGACCAGACGGGCUCCAAGUCCAGUAAUCUGCUUGACCUCAAGAACCCCUUCUUCCGGUACACGGGCUCAACACCGGCCCCUCCUCCAGGUUCACACUACUCUUCCCCGUCGGAGAACAUGUGGAACACUGGGGGAACCUACAGCAUGAGCCAAGGCAUGGCUGUGUCGGGGAUGCCCACAGCCUAUGAUCUCAGCACCGUCAUUGGCGGCAGCGGGACUACAGUGUCCCACAACAACCUCAUCCCCAUUGGUACAGACACGCAUGCACUGAACACGGGGAUUGUGAAUCACACUCACUCCAGAAUGGGUUCAAUAAUGAGCACGGGAAUCGUCCAGGGGGCCACGACUGCCCAGCAGGGUCCUAGCAGCAGCAGUCCGUAUUACCCCAUCACCAACCAGUUCACCAUGGGCGGCCCGGCUAUCUCCAUGGCAUCUCCUAUGGCUAUCCCCAGCAACACCAUGCACUACGGGAGCUAAGGCCGAGGGACGGCCUCUGCAUAUCCAGUUACCCCCCACCUCCCCCACCCCAACCCCUGCAAACUGACCACAGCCAAAUUCAGAAUACCAAAACCAAUGCACCAGUCUCUGACCAUCAAUUUAUAGUCUCUUUCGCUCUCUCUAUAUAGAUAUACAUGUAUACGUAUGUAUAUAUAUAUUCUAAACUGUUUCUCUCACUGGUGUUAUAUUCUUUACAUAUCCGUCCCGUGGCCCUAUAACGUUAACGUGCGCAGGAAUUCAGCGAGUUUACAGGUCUGAGGUGCAUCAUUGUUGCUCUUCCCCGAUCACACACAGCGCCUGCUCCACAACCAGCCACUAGGAAGCAGCACUUGUCUGUAAGCAUGCUGGAAAAGCACAAACCGGAGACUCCACGAAAAGGACUCUGAAGACGGGACACAUUUAGAUUUUUUUUAAUGUGUGUAUAUAUAUAUAAAUGCUUUACAAAUGUGCACAUGUUCCCCCUUACUUCAUGAACUCACACUUUUUUUUAGCCGCAUAAAUGCCAUCAUUGACUAUUGAUAUGAAUUUGAGAUCUAUUGCAGGAUCUUGCCACUGUCUCGAACGGCUCUGGCUCCAAUGAACCUGCACUUCACCUUCGGCUCUUUUACGUUUACAAUGAAAUUGACUGGCUAUCUCAUCUCGAUUCUCUCGGCAUGGGCUUCUAACGGCCAUCUCGACUCGCCAAGAUGUUCACAACCUCUCAUCCCUCGCCAGAAGAAACGGACACAUGCUCGCAAAGUUCAUUACGACCACUAGCGCAGUUAGUGCUGGAUCCUGGUUGUAGACAACCGUAGUGUAGAUAGAAACCGUCUGACUUUCAUUCCAUUUCUGACUGUGUUUUUUUUUAAUGUAGUGCAGUCCCAGGUUUGUGUGUCGCUUGGUGUUCCCUGAAUCUUGAGCGUGGGUUAUCGAGACCACUUCUGUCAACCUCCGAGUCCAUAUCGACGCAAAUCUGACUUGUAAAUUGGAGGAUUCAUUGUUAGUCAAUUAGAAGGACACAGAGGUUUUAGGAAUAAGAAAACCAGCACCAAAACUCUCCAUUAUCAGACGAGGAGGACGACGGCGUGCUGGGAUGGACAGUCGGCACUGUGGGGAGGAAGACAUAAACCGUGAGGUCCGUGGACACACACUGACAGUAUCCUAGUUUACAUCCCCUCAAACCUUUAUCUCGUCAGCUUCUGUGUGUUGUGAGACCUGCUGAGGAGAGGAGAUCAAGUGAUGCCUGACUAGCUAUAGUUUUCCUCCCCUCUCGGGGGUAUGAUAUGAUGAUAGCCCCAUCCAAGACUUUGAAGUCCUAUUCAACGCUUCCAGUCAACUUUUUUUUUUUUUUCAGUUAAUUCAGUUUGAUUUAGCAACUUUCAUGAGAUCAUGAGAAGAAAACAACCAUUGUCUGCUAGUUUGUAAAAUUGAGUUUGUUUUUGUUUUCUUUCAAAAAAAAAAAAAAAGCUACAGACAAAAUGAGGAGCAAAUUAAAUGUUGAUGGGGAAGUCCCUAA
This is a messenger RNA of Carassius carassius (crucian carp), 3388 nucleotides long. RefSeq names its product coactivator-associated arginine methyltransferase 1 (gene carm1). The record is from RefSeq and is a predicted model, not a curated record. The transcript has 16 exons. Lineage: Eukaryota; Metazoa; Chordata; Actinopteri; Cypriniformes; Cyprinidae. Bases 106 to 1872 code for a protein of 588 amino acids. Gene Ontology annotation, molecular function: protein-arginine N-methyltransferase activity. Gene Ontology annotation, biological process: peptidyl-arginine methylation.